AUGAUGACUCCUAAAAUGUCAGAGGAUAAUAAUCUUCAACAGAUGUCUAUCCAGUACUUGGAGGCAAUGAUGCGACUCAGCAGUAAUAUUGAUAAUAACAAACACGGUAAUGGCAGCGGUCACAGCAACAGUGUUAACAGUGAUGAUAAUGUUUUUCAAUCAAAUACAACACAUCAGUUGUCUGAUUACCAGAGAUGCCACUUUACAAAUAUCACUUCAGGCUUACAGAGUAUCACUGGAAAUCCUUCUCAUGUAUGUAGCACUACUGAUCACACUGUCAGUCAUGUACCCCAGGAUCUAUGGAAGAAUUCAUUGAUCAAUAAUAGUAAUAGAAGUUGUAAUGAUCUUUGUUAUUCACAAAACUUUCCAAAUGGAACCUGUGAUCAUACUUUUAUACAUAAUCAAAUCAACCGCGAAAUGAAUAGACAAAUACAUAAACCCACAGAAUUAAUCAGUUCUUUGAAUCAAUAUUGUACAGUGAAUUGUUUAAAUCAGGUUUUAUCAAAUUAUCAAUUGAAGUCUGAAAAUUUCUAUUCACAAAUGCAACAAUAUUUAAUGGUAUUAUGUGAAUGGUUUAAAAACACUUCUGUCACCAUGACAACAACACCAACAUCAAAAGCUACUGCAACUCCUCCUUCUCCUAUAACUAUUACUGAUAAUAGUAAAAAUGGUGCAACUAAAAACUGUAACCUCAAUAACAGUAGUGGAGUUAAUGUUGCGUACAACUGGAUCAACCCUACAACACUAUCUCCGUGUUCCUCAUCAUCUACACUAUCACCUGGUAGUGUUACACAGAUGUCAGAUACUAAAAACAGUAGCCCACUGAAUACCUUACCUUAUUCAUCCAUUUAUUCUUCAUCAGUAACACCUUCAGCCUUCAGCUGCCUUCCCACCUGUUCUUCAUCGUCCAUCAUGGUAACAACUUCCAAUUCACAUGAGUCGACAAAUAUAUCAGGCAUCAAACACAAAAAUCCUCAGAAUAUACGGAAUUCAAUUAAAAAUAUAUUGAAUAAUGAUAUACAGGAAGAUAAUGAUGAGUGUUUAACAAGACACAUUGAACACGUUGAACCGACAACAUUUUUCAAGGCAACCAAUCACAAGGAUAUUGACGGUGGGAAAUACAAAAGUCAAGAUGAAGAAGCAAGAGGAAAAGAAGGUGAACAACAGCUGGAAAUACUGGCGAAUAACUUUCUUGAAAAAAUGUAUCAAAAUAUCUUGUUUUAUUACUAUUGUUAUAUGAAUUAUAAUUAUAUGAACAAUACAAAUACUACCAAUACAAAUAAUAGUUAUAAUAACAAUUCACUCCGAUCAGAGGUUAGUUGUAAUACUACUACUAUUGAUAGCAGUGUUAGUAGUCCAACUACAGUUAAUAUGAUGCAUAAUUAUCCUCAUUAUACUACUCAUUAUGAUCAUGAUACUAGUUAUUCAAAUUAUACACAGAGAAUAAUGUUGCAACAUGGAAAAUUAUUCAAUGAAAUUAUAAAUGCGAAAUUACAAAUGAAUUUAUCCUCUCCAAUGGAGCCUAAUGUCGCAACGAUACCAGCUGCAACACCAAUGAUAAUUAACAAUUUAACAAUCAAUAAUAAAUCAAUGAAUUCAUUUAAAAAUACUGAUAAUAAUCGAUAUGACUUUAAUAAUAAUAAUAAUAACAAUAAUUUAAAACAAUUGUUCAAUACAUACAGUUGUCAUGUAGAUAAAGAAGGUGAAGGAGUUAAACAUUCAAUGAAGUAUGAUCAAUGUUCAAUGAAACUGAAGAACUCGAGAUAUCUACAUCAUCUUCAACAUAAAAAAAAAUUGAGUAACACCACUAAACGAUGUUAUAAAACUGUUCAUGAAAAUUCAAGAGGAUGUAAAGAAACACGUUUCGAUUUCAAGCAUUUAGCUCAGUCUUGCGUUGAUUUUGAGGAGAAUGAUGCUACGAACACAUUGAAAUCAGCAUUAUCCACACUGGAACCACAAUUCGCUUCUCACUGUAAACAAUUGAAGAAUGGAUUUAGUAAUGCUGUAGACAGUGAGAGUGUUUACCAUGCCUUACCGGCAGUAGUGACUACAUCAGCCGCAACAAUGAAAAUGGAGCGAAGAACAAUGUCCAUAGAUGACAGAAAUAGUGGCCUAACUGGAGCUUAUUUGAAGACAGCAGAUUCGAGAUUACGUGUCAAUUGUGGUCGACUAAUCACCUGUAAGGAAGAGAAACCAAAUCAAACUGGAUCACGUAGAAGAAUUCGUAAACAAUAUAUUUGUCGAUUUUGUUUACGUCAAUUCACGAAAUCCUACAAUUUGUUAAUUCAUGAACGUACACACACUAAUGAAAGACCAUUUCCUUGUGAUGUCUGCGGGAAAGCAUUUCGACGACAGGAUCAUUUAAGAGAUCAUAGGUUUACACAUAGUUCAAAGAAACCAUUCCUGUGUGAAAUUUGCGGUAAAGGAUUCUGUCAGUCACGUACAUUGGCAUUACAUCGGACUACACACCAGAUAAACCAAUUCAAUGGCUGUUCGACUAUUCCCUUCAAUCCAUCAAGUAGUAGUUAUGGUAAUAAAAUUGCUGUAACCAGCAGCAAUUCUAAAAAUGAUUAUCACAAUAUUCUUCCCCCUCCCCCUCCUCCUCCUCAUCAUCAUCACCCACUUCAGCCUCCUGAACACCAACAACACCACCAUUAUCAUUGUCAACAUACUAAAAGUGACCAACCUAUCAUGGAUAAAUCUGACUUUUGGAGUCAAGAUUCUUGUAUAUGA
Molecule: messenger RNA, 2733 nt
Organism: Heterobilharzia americana
Lineage: Eukaryota; Metazoa; Platyhelminthes; Trematoda; Strigeidida; Schistosomatidae
Source: the annotation of a GenBank genome assembly